AUGCGUACCGCAGCUCUUGCAAGCGCCCUCUGGGCCACUUAUGCACUUGCUCGCCCUCAAGUCGCUGGCGAAUUCUUCACUGGCACCGUGGGCAACACCACUAUCGCUGGUGACAAUCAUGGCCCUGAUGCAAAUGGCAAAUACGUGAUUUAUGGGGAGAACAUUCGCGCAAACUUCAUUCCCUACGGAGCCUCCAUCUCCAAUCUCUUCCUGAACGACACUUCUGGAGUUGAGCGCGACAUCGUGGGUGGCUUCGACAAUGCUUCCUACUACGGAGUAGAUAAGCAACAUCCUCAUUUCGGCGGCGUCCCAGGUCGAUAUGCGAACCGAAUCAAGAAUUCAAGUUUCGUUAUCGAUGGCGAGACUUACAAUAUCCUCGGCAAUGAGAACAUUACUCCAGAGCAUCCCAAUGGACUUGAUACUCUGCAUGGCGGUCCCGGUGGCUGGGAUUGGCGCAACUGGACUUUGGUUGCCCAUACCCACAACAGCAUCACAUUCAGCCUCACGGAUCCAGAUGGCGACCAAGGCUUCCCCGGUGAGGUUGUCAGUUAUGUAACUUACACCCUUGGCAACAUGACUUGGGAUUUGAGGAUGGUGGCUAUUGCUACGACAAAAGUCACGCCCAUUAUGCUGUCUUCUCAUACUUACUGGAACCUUGACGGCUUCGCCAAUAACGAGACAGCCACUGCCCUCAACCAUUCCCUCUGGAUGCCCUACGCCGGCCAACGCAUCGACACAGACAACAUUCUCAUUCCCACGGGCGACAUCCUAGCCAACCAGCCCGGUUCUGUCAACGAUUUCUGGUCAUCCCCCAAGCAACUCGGCGCCAACUUCAGCAACCCUGCCAUUGUCGGGAACUGCGGAUACAACUGCACCGGUUAUGAUACGGCGUACGUCAACAACCGCCAAGCUCCCUACGACUGGCGUAACGAGGGCCCCGUGGCUCGAUUGAGGAGCGCAUGGAGUGGUAUUCAACUCGACGUCUACACGGACCAAGAUGCCUUCCAAGUCUACUCGUGCGGCGGACAGAACGGAUCGGUGACUUUGAAGGGCACGCAGGGUCUUCAUGGUGUUGAAGACAGGCCGAGAUUUAUCGAGCAGUACGGAUGUGUAGUGCUGGAGGUCGAGGAUUAUAUUGAUGGUAUCAACCAGCCAGAGUGGGGUCGUGACAAGAAGCAGAUCUUUGGCCCUGGUGAUGAUCCAUUCGUGUUGCAGGCGAGCUAUAAGUUCAGUCUGAAUGACACUGAGGUUGGAUUGCUGGGAGAGGGUUCUGGCUAG
This is a messenger RNA of Lachnellula hyalina, 1278 nucleotides long. Its product is annotated as putative aldose 1-epimerase. The record is from RefSeq and is a predicted model, not a curated record. Gene Ontology annotation, molecular function: aldose 1-epimerase activity; carbohydrate binding. The coding region runs from base 1 to 1278 and encodes 425 amino acids. Gene Ontology annotation, biological process: glucose metabolic process; beta-D-galactose catabolic process via UDP-galactose, Leloir pathway. The transcript is spliced from 2 exons. NCBI's taxonomy places the organism in Eukaryota, Fungi, Ascomycota, Leotiomycetes, Helotiales, Lachnaceae.